UCAGAAGCAUUUUCAAUAGAUUCACCAUGUUCAUUUUGGUCUUAGAAGUCACCUUCCAUAUGCCUUGAAGUCUUAUUUGAAUUAUUUUAAUAUUAUAAUCUCUCAUAUUAUAUGAACAUUUUUACUCGAAUGUAAAUUAUCAAUUUUGAAAUGCUAAUAAAACCUACAAAUUGUAUGUGAUCAGUAUGAAUCUUUAUAUAAUUACUCCCCAAGUCAAGUAGAAUAUUUUGACAUGGUAUGUAACGGUUGCCAGUACAAAGUACAGGAACCGCAGCGACCGUUCUACACUAUCACCACCACAACCACGGUUAAAGAUGCCAUAUUGUCAGUUCUCCCACCAAUGCUGUAAAGGCCCUGGCGGGACUGGAACACAAAUCACGGACCGCAGUUGUCUACUGUCUAGUGUCUAGUACCGGACCACGUCACAAAUACAAUUUUGCUAUACAACAGAUUUGUCAAAGAGUCGCAGUUUUUUGUUUUAAUUAUUAUUUAUGUAAAAAGAUUUUGUGUACCUAGAUAUAAUUACAGUCACGUUUGAAAUCCAGAUUUCAAUUUUUGAAUACGAUUAUGGUAUCAUAAUUUUAUACAGCUAAACCUAGUGCCUUUACCAUCAACUGGCUAUAUGAGUAGUUCAAAUGGGUAAAAAAUUAGCCUUCCUUAUUAUUAGUGCUACAGUGGUGACGAUAAAGAUUACUAAAACAGUAACGCGUUCUAACCGCAUUAAUCGAUGCAAUUUAGAUUUAUCUUUGAUAGCUAGCCCGUGUAAAACUAAAACCGUACCUGGUUUUAAUGUAUCAGCCGUCCUAUAGGCAUUAUCAAAAUCAUUUUUUAACGCAGCUUUUAUUAUUUAUUAAGUGUUACAACCAAAAAGAUUUUCAAAAGACAGGGGAAAACGUUCGUUAUACAAAGAAUUUGUUACAUUGGUAUUUGGAACGAUGCAACGAUAUUCUCAAAGGGAUGAUAGUUUCGUUCGUUAAAUAAAAAUAAGAAGUAGUAGUAAUUAUACCGAGUGUCGUUAUAUCGCAGAUUAACUGAAUUUUGUAAUCACCGUCUACUGAGAGACGUCUCCGCCAAUACUAUAUGUAGUAUGUACAGUUAUAUGCAUUUUAUAUGAGAUGUCACGGUUUUAAUUUUUGGUUACUCUCACUCAUCCUAAUACAUCAUGAGCUGUCGAGGCCGAUUGCCAUUUUUUAGGAACUCGAUGACGAAACAGAUAUUCGUGUCCAUCGGCCGCAGACUUCGUUCGGUCAACGAAUAAACAACUCAACAGUGACGUUUCAUUUCAUACGCAGUUUUAACACCAACAGAGAGUGAAAAAAUGGAUCUGCCAUUUCGUCUUUAAAAGGCACGAGGGACGUAUCACACAAAAAUGAUCCAGCAAUGACACGUAACGUUCUACGCCAGGCAUAUUAAUGCUGUGUGGGACCUCAGAAGGUUUGCGUGCGAGUUGUCAAAAUCACAAUUGGGAAUUGUCAAACGUUAACAGCAGACAAGUUGUUAUCAUCGCAUGGGAGUUCGAGAAGCCGUUAAUUAUAAGAUAAUUGUUACUAAUAUUCGAUACUGACCGACAGAAUUCUGUUAUGCGAUGUUGCCAAACCUGACCACCUGGUCAGUUGCUCAUGCAUGUGCUUGGUUUAACAAAAACGACGAUGAUUCCAUUGCCAUAGUAUUUCCCAUAGAGUACUGAUUGUUCAAUUGUAGUGAGGGUGGCUCACCCACCUGCUGUGACAUUCACCAAGAAUUUGCUCACAUUCCUAUCACAUUAAUAAUCUAUCACCUGUUACUUCGUCAUAUCGGAUUUCGAGCGGCUGCUCAUAGACCCAAGCUCGGUGCGACUAAACAUUUUUUCGACGUUCGCACAACCAUAACUUCGUAGCAAGUCAAAGAGACCAGCUUGGACUAUCGCUGCCAAAUCAUAUUACAUACGUCAUAUACCAGAUUUAGAAGAAACGAGUACAGUCCAAUUCAGAAUAUUUAGAUAUGAAGUAAAAAAUCUUAUUGACGAAGUUCUUGGAGGACAACUACCAUUAACACCUCAUUACAUGACAGUCAAUCUCACACAUCAAAAAACACUACUGACUUAAACCCACCUAUAUGGUGUACCAAGACCUUCAACCAUAAAUUAAUUUACCUCAAUGUUAUUAUGAUAACAUGGUGUUUUUUCUUUGGUCCCAAAGCCAUUCUCCAAUAUUUGUGCUUUUCUUCAUUAUACUAGGUCCAACUAAUUGCAGUGAACAAUAAAACACGUGUUGAGACAUUUUGUAGAAACUAUGAAGUUUUUCUCAUUGGCAUUUAAUUUCUCUGAAACUAUAUGACUACUAUGUUGUCCAUCACGAGUAAGUGAAUGAAUCCAUUACCUAAGUUUCUUUUUUUUAUUUCGAAACCAACCAUUUAUAUAGCAUUAACACAUCCUCUUCAUCGGACGAAAUUAUUGAAACUAAUUAAUAUUUUAAUUUCAAAUAAUUGAGAGCAACGUUAAGUACAAAAAAUAACUAGCCAAAAGAAAUAAGCAUCCGAAUAAAUAAAGGCCAAAAAACGUUCCACGCACUGACAAAAUUCUUAGCAUCCAAAAUGUUAUUCAGAAAAACAAAAGCAAAAUUAAAACAUAUAACUAUUAUUAGACCCCCCCUCUCACGUAUGGUGGCAAAGUAUGGACGACAACCAAAAAAAAAACCAGUGAAAAACUUGGGAAAUGUUGAGAACAGACUAAGAAGAAAGUAUGUGGACCUAUUAUUAAUGAAGCUACGGGUAACUGGCGAAAAACAUACAACAAAGAACUGUACUAUUUCUUGAUGAAUCUAGUACCAGUAAAAAGUUUUAUCAAGUACCAAAAGAUGCAAUGGUUAGGUCACAAAAUGAGAAGAAGAGACACCCAAAAAGCCAGAGUUAUAUUAAAAUAGAAACCACAUAAAAAAUGUCCAGAAAAAGAUGGAUUAACGUGGUGGAAGAUCUGAAAACCUUGGGAGUAAAAGACUGGAAAGAGAAACUCUUAGAGAUUACACAUGUUAAAAGAAGAAGAAAAAGAUUACUGUGUUGAAUACAUAGCCGUUGAUGGUGGCAAUGGUAAUAACUGGUUGUUAGUCCCACCAACGCGGAUAAGAAACAUAGCAGGCUGCACUGCAAGAACGAUUUUGACAGUAGUAACCAACGCAGCGCACCGGUGAACAGUCCUUUGCAGUUGUGUACGGGUCCAUACAGCAAACAGCAAGCAUUUACAUCACGCACGAAGUAAAUAAGGUUUACAUAUUGACGUGAACACCAAUCAAUAAAAUUAUGGACAACGGAAUUGGAGUCAGCACAUCGGAGUUCUUCGGACACAUCACGAUUGCCAAAAUAAUUUCCAUGCUCGUUCUCGGCCUAGGAUCGUUUGUAUUGGGGAUGUUACCCAUAAAACUAACUUCUAAAAAAUCGUGGCAGCUGAAUGCGCAAGCACCAUCACAACCCAGUGGCCAUUCGCACCCCGGUCACUCGGCUACCGAUUCGUCACUAGUCGUAUCGCUGCUAUUAUGUUUUGGUGGUGGCGUAUUGCUGUUCACCACGUUUUUGCACCUGCAACCAGAAGUCCGGGAGAGCGUCGGUCAGCUGCAACACACACAUAAGCUGCCCGACGGCCAGGGCGCUGAAAACCUAGGUGACCUUAUAUUCUGUGUCGGGUUCUUCUUGAUGUUUAUCAUCGACCAAAUAGUACAUAAUAUAUUGGAUGGUUGGUACGACGAGGACAGCGAUGCCAGCCUGCACAGAUCGACGAGCCUGAGGCGGCGUAACCCUGCAUUGGUGUCGAAACCCGCUUUCCAGACAUCUGCUGAUUCGCCAACUACUCCCCCCACCGUCUCGGAAAGCCUGAACGGGUCUAGUGUAGAACAGUAUCGGCAAAUAUCCUGGGAAAUAACUGUGCCAACCAGACAGGAAUACCAUCAGCAGCAACAGCAACCACGACAUGAAAGGAGUAACGCGACAAAACAGUCGUCAGCAUCGCCGAGAGUGGAAGGGACAACUGGACAGUCGUUUAGAGGCCUGUUUGCCGUACUAGCGCUUUCGUUUCACGAGUUAUUCGAAGGCUUGGCCAUUGGGUUAGAGGAACGCGUCGAUCACAUGUGGUACCUGUUCUUUGCGGUGACAACGCACAAGCUCAUUAUUGCUUUCUGCAUCGGAUUAGAACUGGCCUGGCUGGAGACCAAGAGGGCCGUGCUGGUUACGUACGUGGCCACGUUUGCCAUAGUCACGCCAGCGGGCAUCACCAUCGGCAUGGUGCUCGUACGCUUUGGUAACGGAAGUUCUGUGGAUAGAGGUCCCGGACUCGUAGCUGUCGUUUUACAGGGGCUGGCCGCCGGCACCCUUAUGUACGUAGUGUUCUUCGAAGUGCUCGCUAGGUACAGGCAGUCGGGAUUCUUGCACCUUCUGUCCAUAAUACUUGGUUUCUGUGUUAUGUUGGGGCUGCAGAUGAUAACUCGUCACAGUCACGUGCCAGAUGAAAAUCAUCAGCAUUCAAAUCACAAUAAUAUAUCGCAUGGGCAUGAAACCAGCCUGAUGGAAUAAAUUAAGUAAGGAUAAAAUAACGGAUUGAGAAUUGCAGGAAAGGAUAGAUUGAGGAUUGGCUGGAAUGUUUAGAGAAUUGAUUAAGGAGAGAAAGCUUUUGUGUUGGGAGGAGACAUAUGGGCAGUUAAAAAGAAUGUGAAUGAUAUUGCAAAUGGCAAGAGUAGAAUGGCGAGUGCAGAGGGGGGAAUCAUUUAGGCCAAGCUUGAAUGAGUGCGUGGGUAGUAAGGUGUGUUCGAAGCGAAGGCGAGAGAAAGAUGAAAUAUUCUUGCGAGAUAAGUUAGAUGUGUCGAACCAAGGAGAGGAGCAAUGGAUGGCGCAAUGUCUCUGUACCAAGUCAUUUUUUUAAUUAUUUUUAUAAAUCUAAUGUUAUUGUAAAAAUU
Messenger RNA from Melanaphis sacchari, 4916 nucleotides. Its product is annotated as zinc transporter ZIP3-like. The transcript has 7 exons. NCBI's taxonomy places the organism in Eukaryota, Metazoa, Arthropoda, Insecta, Hemiptera, Aphididae. Gene Ontology annotation, molecular function: zinc ion transmembrane transporter activity. The record is from RefSeq and is a predicted model, not a curated record. Gene Ontology annotation, biological process: zinc ion transmembrane transport. Bases 3274 to 4536 code for a protein of 420 amino acids. Gene Ontology annotation, cellular component: plasma membrane.